This is a messenger RNA of Cooperia oncophora, 246 nucleotides long. The record is from the annotation of a GenBank genome assembly. NCBI's taxonomy places the organism in Eukaryota, Metazoa, Nematoda, Chromadorea, Rhabditida, Trichostrongylidae.
UUCAACUCUUACAGGAAAUGCAUACCGAGUGAAAGCGAGAAUUUACAGGUCACCCACACAGGCAAAAUCGGAUUUUUUGCUGCUACGUUCACUUCAGCACUGUGCACGUUCAAUGUGCAAGACUUUCCAUUCGAUGAGCAGAAAUGUGCAGUCAGCAUGAUGUCGCAGUCAUUCAUGCCACAAGAAUAUGGUUAUAAAACCGAACUGGCUCCGGGCACUUCUGACCGAACUGCAUUCGCUGGGUAG